Molecule: messenger RNA, 1863 nt
Organism: Musa acuminata subsp. malaccensis (wild Malaysian banana)
Lineage: Eukaryota; Viridiplantae; Streptophyta; Magnoliopsida; Zingiberales; Musaceae
Product: phosphoglycerate mutase-like protein AT74
Molecular function (GO): phosphatase activity
Source: RefSeq, a predicted model, not a curated record
UUGGAAGAAUACAAGCCACAUAAAAUGAAGUGGUUCCAAUUUGGGAGUUAGUUGGAACGGUGAUGUGUUGGAGUUAGGGCGCGACUGUUGUCACUGUCAUGCAACGCAACCGUCUCUCUCGCCCUGACCGCAGUGCCGCAACCUAAAGAGGAGCCGGAGGACGUCUCGCGCCUCUCCGCUGUCCGACCGCCGGUGGAUGCAGAUCUCUAGAAGGCCCGACUCUUGAAUCUGUCAAAGAUCCAAUAGAUGCUUUUUUUUAACACAUCACGUUGUUGGCGGAUAAAGCUCAGGAUUCAUUGAAGGCUUUUUCAUUACAAAGAGUUAUUGAUAAGCCUAUACUUGUUGACGACGAAACCUCUGUACGAGGAAUGACCCACCGGAAGGAUCUAUAAAAAAAGCCAGAGAUUGCUCGGAUCAGGAGGAACGGGAGAGAAGGGUCGCAGCUUGAAUCCAGGAGGAAGGGGGAGGAGAUGGAUAAGAGCCAGAAGAGUGGCCACAGGUGUCUGCCCAAGAGGAUCAUACUGGUGAGGCACGGGGAGAGCCAGGGGAACCUGGACAUGGCCGCGUACACCACCACCCCGGACUGCCGGAUCCCGCUCACGCCGCUGGGCGUCGUGCAGGCGCGCACCGCGGGGGAGCGCAUCCAGCAGGUGGUGUCGGAGGGCGGGCGGGCGGCGAGGUGGAAAGUCUACUUCUACGUGUCGCCUUACGAGCGCACGCGGGCGACGCUGCGGGAGAUAGGGCGGGCAUUCCCGAGGAAGAGGAUCAUCGGGGUGAGGGAGGAGUGCAGGAUCCGGGAGCAGGACUUCGGCAACUUCCAGGUGGAGGAGAGGAUGAAGGUCAUCAAGGAGACGCGGGAGCGCUUCGGCCGCUUCUUCUUCCGCUUCCCGGAGGGCGAGUCCGCGGCGGACGUCUUCGACCGGGUCGCAAGCUUCAUGGAGUCGCUGUGGAGGGACAUCGACAUGAGGAGGCUAGAGCAGGACGACAACUUGGACGUCAACCUCGUGAUCGUGUCGCACGGCCUGACCUCCAGGGUGUUCCUGAUGAAGUGGUUCAAGUGGACCGUGGACCAGUUCGAGCUGCUGAACAACCCCGACAACUGCGAGUUCCGAGUGAUGCAGCUAGGCCCCGGCGGCGAGUACAGCCUCGCCAUCCACCACACGCCGGCGGAGCUGCAGCUUUGGGGGCUUUCGCCGGAGAUGAUCGCGGACCAGCAGUGGAGGGCCACGACCGUCCGCGGCAGCUGGUACGAGAACUGCCCCUGGCACCUCGACAACUUCUUCCACCACCUCAAGGACUCGUCCGACGACGAUGGGUCGUCGGACGAGUGCUACAAUGCAUGAACUAAUUUAUUUUCGGUUGUCUGGUCUCUCCUUGCGUCUCUUCUUCUUCCGUAGAAAAUGAUUCUUUGUGGUACAAGAAUUGCUUCAAUAAACAACACGUCGGUGUGGGCUAUUAUGAGUACAAUAGUAUCUUUUGUGGACCGUCGGACUACAGAAUCCAGCGUAUUAUUUUGGAGUUCCGUAACCAACACACUCGGACACGGGUAGCGGGACCCACUGACCCAAGCCGCUCAUCCACACGGAAUCCGCUAGUCGCGGACACGCUGUUGCCGACUGCUGGCGAAGGGAGCCACUCAUCGAUAGACGCUGUUACGUGUUCCCGCGCCACCUUGACGGCCGCCUCCCCCGGUCUCCGCGAAGGUCGUGACGGGCACUACAUGUCCGUCGGAACCUGGGAAGGCGCGGCGAAAGAGACAGCGCCGCCCACGGGCUGCGGUGACCUUGUCCCGACAACCGCGUCUCAGAUUUAUUUCACCCCUCCGGACAAGUUUCCCACCCUGGAAAAGAACUCCGCAGGAGA